GCCGCGGGCAGCGGCGACGGGCGCGGGAUGGCGGCCCCGGGGCUGGAGCGGCACCGGCUGGCGCUGCUGGCGGCCAAGGAGGACGUAGGCAACCCCCGGGCCGGGACCAACUGGGCUGUCUUCGCCUAUGAGAAGUACCAUGACCUCAAACUCCUGGACUCUGGAGCCGGGGGUCCGGAUGAGCUGGCCGAAAAAUUCUCCACCACCAGCAUCAUGUACGGUCUGUGCCGUGUCCAAGACCCUGGCACUGGUACUCACCGCAUCGUCCUCAUCAACUGGGUUGGGGAGAAGGCGCCAGAGUCCCAACGAGAGGCGUGUGCCAGGCAUCUGCCCACCAUCAGAGCCUUCUUCAGGGAGGCCAGCGUGGUGCUGAGUGCCCGCCGCGUCGAGGAGGUGACACAGGAGGGACUGAGCCGAGCGCUGGCACAGCUGGCCCCCACCGCUGCCCCUGCCCUGGCCAGGAGGGUGCCCCCCCCGGAUGCCCAGGAGCUGGUGGGCACCAACUACCGCAAGACCAACCCGGCGCUGGAGAUCCACCGGACCAAGCGGGACUCCUUCUGGGCCCAGGCUGAGCGUGAGGAAGAGCAGCGCAAGGAGGAAGAGCGGCGGCGGGUGCUGGAGGAGCGCAAGCGCUGGGAGCGGGAGCGGAUGGAAGAGGAAAGGCGUGAAGCAGCUGAACGCGAGCUCCGCUUCAAGGAGAAGGAACGGAUGAUCGAGGAGCAGCGGAAGGAGCAGGCGCGGCUGGAGGCAGAGGAGCGGAGGAAGGAGAAGGCGCGAUGGGAGCAGCAGCAGCGGGAGUAUGAGGAGGCCAUGCGGGACCGCGGCCGGCGCAGCGAGUCCAUUGAGAAGGCGGCUGAGGCGGCCGUCCUGGUCUCCCAGCGCUCGCAGAACCCGCGGGAUUUCUUCCGGCAGCGGGAGCGCUCAGGGUCCACCUCUGGCACCCCACUGCCCACACCCCACCUUGGCACCAGGCCUGGUGCCCGGCGGCCGUUCCUGCGGUACCAGCGCAGCCUGACGGAAUCGGCCUUCAUCUUCCGCCAGCCGGACCCCCCACCCUUGCCUGGACCCCUUCAGCCCGGGGCAUUCAGGGCUGUACCCCCCCCGCCCCCCCCCCCCGCCCCCCACCUCCCCUCCCCACCAGCCCCGCGGAGAGGGGAACCCCUCCCUGUGCCACCACAGGGCAUCCCUGCAGACCCAUGGGGACAGGGACUCCUCCCUGUGCCACCACUGGGGACCCCCCCACCCCCAUGGGGAUGUGGACCCCUCCCUGUUCCACCCCGGGGAUCCCCCCCAGCCCCAUGAGGACAGGACCCCUCAAUGUGCCACCACUGGGACCCCCAGCAGCCCCAUGGGGAGGGAGACCCCUCCCUGUGCCACCCUAGGGAGUCCCCUCAGCCCAGCCAAGGCAGGGCCCCUCCAUGCCACCAGCCCCACAGGGACAAGGACCCCUCCCUGUGCCAACCCAGGGAGCCCCCCCAGCCCUGUGGAGGCGGGCCCCCCCCCUCUGGCCAGCCCCAUAGGGACAGCCCCCCCCCCCUCCCUGUACCACCUGCGGGCCCCCCAGCCUGGCCAGGGCUGGGGCCCCCCCCCACCAGGCCUGGGCCAGGGACCCUGACCCCUGCUAGUCCCCCCAGGACGGGGUGCCCCCCUGUCCCCCCCGGGUCGGAGUCCUCUGACAGCACUUGUGAGUCCCUGCCCCCCUGCAGUACUCUCGGGCUGGGGUCCCCCGGCAGCCCCCCCUGGAAGCCCCCCGCAGACCCCGAGGAGGCCAUGCCACUGCCUCCUCCCAGCCCCCCCGCACCACCGCCGGAUGAGGAUGGGCCCCCCCUGGACACCUUCCCCCUCCCCAGUCCCCCAGCAUGGGGGUCUCUGGGGCUGCCAGUGGAGCUGGGCAAGGGGGUCCUGAGUCCCCAGGGGGGGUCCCCCCUGCCCGGGUUGGCACCUGCCCCAAUGCCAGGGGCCGGGACCCCCCCGCGCAGCCCCAGCCCGCCACAGCAUCCAGCCCGUUCCUGCUCGACAGCCCCAGGACCGCAGCCAGGGCCUGGGGGGCAGCAGCUGGCUGGAGGCAACUCGGGGCUCAACAGCGUCGGGGGCCACGAGCCGGGGGGCUGGCCAGCCCCCUGGGAGCGGGACACCCCCCCGCGGGAGGGGGAUGAGCCCAGAGACAGCAUUCUCCUGCCAGAGCCCCUGCACAAAGCCAAGCCAGGCUUCGCCCUGCUGCUGGCCCGCGACGCCCCCCACCCGCAGUUGCCCGGGGGCACCAGCCCCCCCGCCGAGGAUGAGGACUUCUCCCCCCACACCGUGUAGCCAGGGUGGGGCUCAGCACCCCCUUGGGGGGGUGGGGGUAUCUGUAUGGCACCAUGGCCAGCAGUCCUGACCCCCUCAGCCCUGGACCCUCCCUGCACAUCACAAACCCUUCCCGUAACCCCUCCCCAGCACAGCACAUUCCCCCCCCCCCCUUCCCCCCGGGGCUCUGGCUGCAGCCCCCCUGACUCCUUUGCACCCCAAUAAGCAGUUUUGGAGGUGGGGGGGGA
Molecule: messenger RNA, 2534 nt
Organism: Falco peregrinus (peregrine falcon)
Lineage: Eukaryota; Metazoa; Chordata; Aves; Falconiformes; Falconidae
Product: drebrin-like
Biological process (GO): neuron projection morphogenesis; positive regulation of axon extension; regulation of actin filament polymerization
Cellular component (GO): actin filament; dendrite; postsynaptic density
Molecular function (GO): actin filament binding
Source: RefSeq, a predicted model, not a curated record